AUGUUUACUGUAUACGUUAGAGAUAUCGGUAAAUGUAUACGUCAUGUCGAUCAGCUGUUGCGAUAUUCAGGUGGGUCGGUUGUUGAUAAUAUUGAUAACGCUGCGCAAGCAAACCAGUCGCUGCCGCCGCCGCCUGCGCCUGUUUCCGCACCUUCCCCGCGGCCUAUGACCUUUUCGCCCGCUCCGGCGCCGACGGCACAGGCGUUGCAACCCUCAUCUCCGUGCUCUCCUAUGUCAUUGUCGAGGCCGGACGCAAUUGAAAAUAUUGAUCAAGAUAUAAACGAGCCACUAGAUAUUGCAUCCGACAACGACUUUUAUGAGUGUGAUGAUAAUAAUGUGGGGGGAGAGGAAACGGAUCGACCGGUGCCAGAAUCAGAAACGCUAAGCUCUGCACCCGCGGGCCCCGCGUCCGGCUCGGCUCCCGCGAGCCCUGCAGCGCCCCUGUCCCCCGCGGCCUCCGCGGACUCGCAACUGCUGCGCCCGCGCGCGCAGCAGCAGCUAGCCCAGAGCGAGCAGCCCGAUAACCAGUCGGAUCCGGUUCCGCGCCGAUCCGCCCCGGCAGCUGCCCCAGCCCUGAUCGAAGUUCUUGGUAGAUGGGACGGUGCCGGUGUAUCGACGCAUGUGACGUUGAAAAAAGAAUUGGCAGAGAAGUAUUCCUCUGCCAAUUCUUGGGAUUAG
Cydia pomonella (codling moth) is the source of this 678-nucleotide messenger RNA. RefSeq lists its product as uncharacterized. NCBI's taxonomy places the organism in Eukaryota, Metazoa, Arthropoda, Insecta, Lepidoptera, Tortricidae. The record is from RefSeq and is a predicted model, not a curated record. The coding region runs from base 1 to 678 and encodes 225 amino acids. The transcript is spliced from 2 exons.